Prorocentrum cordatum is the source of this 1638-nucleotide messenger RNA. The record is from the annotation of a GenBank genome assembly. NCBI's taxonomy places the organism in Eukaryota, Dinophyceae, Prorocentrales, Prorocentraceae.
CUCUCCCACUUGAGGUGGUGGCGGUGGAAGACGAGCCCACCAGGUGUGGUUUGCGAUCUGCGUCGUGGGGUCUCGAGGGGGCGUGGGGUGGGCAUCGCUCUGCCCUCGUCGGGCCAUCCUCGUCGGGGCGCGGCGGAGCGCGCCGCCGAGGUCCCCGCCCGCCCCCCCCCCUGAGGGUGCGGGUUGUGCAGACCACACGCCCUGCAGGCCACGCCCCGCGGAGUCGCCGGACCUCGCGGCUGCCCGAGGGCGUGAGCCAGGGCGAGGCCCGCAGGGCCACCGCGGCCCUGCAGGCGGCCGCGGCGCUGCAGGCAGCCAUCUGGCGCGGGUGGCACGGGCGGGUCUGCUGCGGAGCCGGUCUCGGCGGCGAGCGCCAUCAUGGGCCUGCUUGCGGAGACGAAGGAGCUGGAGCCCGAAAGAAAGGAGCUGGACGGUGUCACGAAACGGAUGGUGGAGGCAAUUUGCAGGGACGAUUUCGAGGAGUGCGAGGAUGCCAUUAUGCAGGGUGCGGACGUGCACGUGGACUGCAGCGGGGGCAUGCGUGCGCUGCACAUGUCGGCUUUGCGUGGAGAGAUGUUCCUCACAGAACUGCUCAUCGCGCACGGGGCCGAUGUCAACGUGCGUGACCUCGCUGGCAAUACGCCCCUACUGUACACGUGCCAUUUCUACAGGCAGCAUGGCAGGGGCACCCAGCUGGUAUCACAGCUGCUCUAUCACAAAGCUGAUCCACACUUUCGAUGUAAGGACGGAAAGAUGGCAGGCAAGUCAGCGUAUGAUAUAAUGGAAAAGUGUUCCCGGGAACCGAACCGGGACGAGAACGCUCCACGCAACAUGUGCGCUAUGCUGCAGCUGGCGAUGGAUGGCAGUGAAUCUGGGUACGAGGCCAUCGCCAAAGUGUGGAUGCAGCAUAAGUCGGAGAAUAAGAAGCUGUACACAGUAUCUUCAAAGAGGGACAACUACGACUAUGCGAUGAAGAACAUUAAGUGGGAGACGCCGGAGAACGCGAAAAACGCUCAAGCUAGCCAGCCUGUCAGACUUAACGCCGAGGCGGACUCGAUAUUGGAGGAGAAGUUCACCUACCUGAAAGACUACUCGUUCAACGACGAGGGUGACAAGGUGAAGGUGUACGUCACCUUCCCGGACGGAGCUGCUGGCGCCCUCGGCGACGAGGGAGCGCUCCGGGUCGACUUCGAGCUCGAGGCUCUGGACCUGAGGCUGCGAACGGCCGCGGAGAGCUUCAGGCUCAGAGUGGAGCCGCUUUAUGGCACCAUCGACGUGGAGCAGUGCAAGCACCGUGUGUCGGCGUCGUCGGGCAAGGUGACGUUGACUCUGGCGAAGCGUCACAAGAAUCGCCGCUGGCCAACCAUACAGAAGACGCGCUAGGACCGCGUGCCGCAGAGUCUCGCGCCGCGCCAGUGCGUGGCGACCGAUCGCGCCAGUCGGACGUACUAGCAGUCCUCUCGACUCAGAGGGAUAAGAGCAUAAAGCUGCGUGAUGUGUGUGUGUGUGUGUGUUUGUGUGUGUGUGUGCUUGUGUUUUCGCUUGGAUGCCCCGUUCUGAAUGUGGGUGUCAGGUAGGGCUCGUAAAUCGGGCGCGACCCGGUCCUGAGCUCGGCUUUGGCAGUGUGCUCACCGUCGG